This is a messenger RNA of Hippocampus comes (tiger tail seahorse), 1775 nucleotides long. It is a transcript of the gene phykpl, whose product is annotated as 5-phosphohydroxy-L-lysine phospho-lyase. The coding region runs from base 205 to 1551 and encodes 448 amino acids. The transcript is spliced from 12 exons. Gene Ontology annotation, cellular component: mitochondrion. Gene Ontology annotation, molecular function: transaminase activity; pyridoxal phosphate binding. Lineage: Eukaryota; Metazoa; Chordata; Actinopteri; Syngnathiformes; Syngnathidae. The record is from RefSeq and is a predicted model, not a curated record.
AUGGAGUUAUAUUACACACGUAUCCCUGCAACAAACAACCUAAUCCAAUCCUGAUACGUGUCAGGUUUCCAUACAGACAUCUGGAUUGGUUGCAAAGAAUUAUAAUGCAACUCCUAAAUGCGCAGUUGAUUUUAAGAACCGUUCGACUUUUCUAAACCAGAUUUACAGUGAUUUGACGACAUACAACUCUAACAUAAGGAAGAUAUGGCUUCAGAACUACUCAGAAAAGAGGAAACCCUGACAAUGAGGAGACAAUUGAUCGGGCAAUCGUGCAGACUUUUUUAUUCAGACGAUCCUGUCAAAAUUGUAAGAGCAAGGGGGCAGUAUAUUUUUGAUGAGAACGACAAGCGCUAUUUGGACUGCAUCAGCAAUGUUCAUCAUGUGGGCCAUUGCCACCCCAGUGUUACAAAGGCUGCAACGGAUCAAAUGGACCUUCUUAACACCAACACGAGAUUCCUGCACGACAAUUUGGUCUUGUAUGCAGACCGCCUGGCUGCCACCUUGCCUGAGCGACUGUCCGUCUUCUAUUUUGUCAACUCUGGCUCCGAGGCCAACGAUCUUGCACUACGCUUGGCUCAGCAGUACACUCAACACGAGGACGUCAUCGUGCUUGACCACGCAUACCACGGUCAUUUGAUGUCCCUCAUCGACAUCAGUCCAUACAAGUUCCGGAAAUUGAAUGGACAAAAAGAAUGGGUUCAUGUGGCACCCUUACCAGACACCUACAGAGGCAUCUACAAAGAGGAUGAACCAAAUCCUGGUCAAUCUUAUGCAGAUACAGUCAAGGACUUAAUAGAGGAGGUGCACAGGAAAGGUCGCAAGAUAUCUGCCUUCUUUGCCGAAUCAAUGCCAAGCGUGGGAGGACAAAUCAUUCUGCCAGAGGGAUACUCCACUAAAGUGGCAGAGUAUGUGCGCUCAGCAGGCGGGGUGUUUGUGGCGGAUGAGGUGCAGACUGGCUUUGGGCGCGUUGGAAGUCACUUUUGGGCUUUUCAGAUGCAAGGAACAGAUUUUUGCCCCGACAUAGUAACCAUGGGCAAGCCAAUGGGCAACGGACAUCCCAUUGCGUGCGUAGUAACAACAGUGGAGAUAGCCAGAGCUUUCACCGCCAAUGGAGUGGAGUACUUCAAUACGUUUGGCGGGAACCCAGUGUCUUGUGCAAUUGGUCUGGCUGUCCUUGAUGUAAUCGAAAAAGAGGACCUGAAAGGGAACGCCAAAAGGGUCGGCGCACACCUGAAAGAUUUGUUCAACAGGCUGAAAAGUCAACAUGAACUUAUUGGAGAUGUUAGGGGCGCCGGACUUUUUGUAGGAGUUGAGCUGGUAGAAGACAGAGAACUGAGGACACCUGCCACCAAAGCAGCAGCACAGGUCGUGAAAAGGCUCAAAAUGGAGGAUCGAAUCUGUGUCAGUACAGAUGGGCCCUGGGAAAAUGUCUUGAAGUUUAAACCACCCAUGUGCUUCAAUAUGGAGGAUGCUGAGCUGGUGGUGCACUGCAUUGAUCGGAUCCUGACAGACAUAGAGGCCAACAUGAAGCUGGAAAAGGAAGACAUCUAGGUUUGUUGAUCCUGUAGAAAAUGUUUUAAUUUGAUCAUACAUUGUCAGACUGUCACAUUCAUUCAUUAAAUUCAGAGGUAGUGAUGACCCAUUAUCUAACAAAGAGCAAACGCAAUAAUUUCACACAUCGCCAUUGUCUUAUGGUCUUGAGGGUGGACAAUAAGUUUUCAUACAAUAGGAAAAUAUAGGUUUGUUUUUUUUUUUUACAUUUCAGAUACCUUAGG